GUAACUGGAAGCGGUAGUUGGUCCGACAGACUGCGCUCUAAAACACCGUCGAAACACGGUAAAAGACGUGAUUUGCAAACCUUAAAGAAAGCACAGCUUUCGCCAUGGCGCGGGCUGUGUGGGCGGUCCUCCGGGUGCUAUCCAGGGAGGGAGCCGCUGUGCUGAAAUCAAACGCACCUUGUGCCGCCACAGGAGCUUUACGGAGAUCCAGACCUGCGUGCGCAGCUGUUACUACCUGCGGCAGAGCGAUAUCCAGUGAAGUUAGACAUCUGCAGUCUGCAGCCAGAAUGCCUGAAGUAACCACCGAUCACCUGGAUGAGAAGCAGGUGCAGCUUCUGUCCGAGAUGUGCAUCCUCAUCGACGAGAAUGACCGCAAGAUCGGAGCGGACACUAAGAAAAACUGCCACCUCAACUCCAACAUCGACAAAGGUUUGCUGCACAGAGCUUUCAGCGUCUUCAUUUUCAACAGCGAGGAGAAGCUGCUUUUACAGCAGAGGUCUGACGCCAAAAUCACUUUUCCAGGUUGCUUCACAAACACAUGCUGCAGUCAUCCUCUACACACAGACAGUGAGCUGGAGGAGAAGGAUGCAUUGGGGGUGAGGAGAGCUGCUCAGAGGAGACUCGGAGCAGAGCUCGGUAUUCCCAUGGAGCAGGUGACUCCAGAUGAAAUGACGUACCUAACAAGAAUCCAUUACAAGGCCCAGUCCGAUGGGGUUUGGGGAGAACAUGAAAUUGACUACAUCCUUUUUGUGCAGAAGGACGUGGACUUGAAUCCAGACCCCAAUGAGAUCAAAAGCCACUGUUAUGUAAGCAAAGAAGAGCUGAAGGAGAUGUUGGGGAAGGCCAAGCGCAAAGAACUGGAGAUCACGCCCUGGUUCAGUCUCAUUGCAGAAACCUUCCUCUUUACGUGGUGGGACAACCUGCAGAACCUCAAACAGUUCAUGGAUCACCACAAAAUCCACCGCAUGUAAUUACAACCAGUAUCAGGCUCCUCCUCCAGCAUUUCAAGCUCUUUGAUUUAUGCAGAACUGACAUAAAAAUACAGUUGGCUGAGCUGCCGGAGACCUGAAAAUAAACCUCCACUCAAGAUGUGAGGUUUCCACUGGCUACUUUGGAGAAGGUGUAGAGCUUCUGCACUAAAACACAAAGUAAAGAAUGUCUUAGUCAUGUGAUCUAUAAGGUGAUUUACGUAGGUUUGUAGCACUGAGAUGCAUCCAUCUUCACGGUAGAUCAGAUGUUUGCUGUAGUGCUCACGUGUCAUCUUUCAGGCAAUAGUUCAGAUAAGCUGGGUUCACGGCCUGAGCAGAAGGUGAUGUCAGCAGGAAAUGUGACACUAAUUAAGAAGAGCUCCACAAAAGCAGUAACCUAUUUUUAUAUAAAAAUAAAAAGUGCCUGAUUAUAGGUCGUUAGCUUGAGGGGAUUAGUAUCUCUAAGUCACAACUGCUAUCACUCUACAUUGUUGACAGUGACAUCAGUGAACAAGCUGUAUCUUUUUACACUUUUACACAAUAAAGUAUUUGUGUGAAAUUUGCACGAGCAUUUAUUUUUUAAUUUUAGAGAAAAAAUCAGGUUUAUAAAGUCCUGAGUUGAGCUUUUUGAAACCAGACCUCAACUGAAGUGGUUAGGUCUGACUGAGAAGCCAAGCGAGUGAUUAUACUGUGGUGAUUUGGCAAUAUCGUGGGAGGUAUGCCCUUAAGUAUACUUUGCUUUAUAAUUUCUUUGACUCACGGGGGGAAUGUAACUCACAAAAUGAACGUGUUAUUCAAUAAGACUUAAAUCUAGAGAAUGCUGAUAUGUGAAUAUUUUUUUUUAGCUGAAAUCCUGUAAUUGGUGAAUCUUGAAUCAUUUACUUUGUGGACAGAAAAACACCUUCGUAGACUAGGGUCACUUUUCUUAAUGUGGAACUUUGUGGAAUAUUUCAGUACUGAAUUUUCUGCUUUUAGUUGUAUUUAACAACUGAAAAUAUGGCAACACUGAGAAGACAAAUCAUUAACAGUGUGUUGUCAGAUAGAGGUGCAGGUGUUGCCGUCUUAGUUCUCUUUCUAUAGAAAAACUUCAAAAACCUGACUCAGUUCUUCUGACCAUUUCUUGUCUGAGGUUCAGACCAGGAAGAAGGAACUUUAAUAUUGAACCUGAAGUAUGAUCCUCCCGCCCACCAGGGAAUAGCUCCCAGCUGUAGGUUCACGUCCUGCUGAACUCACAGAGCAGCAAACCAGUCCAGAGACAGACUCUAAUGUAGCAUCACUUUCAUGGGUCACUCCUGAGAACCAUAACGAUUGUGGCCUCUCUAAACAUCAGUAACUAAGAAAACGCAUCAGUAGGUACCCUAGUAAUUAAUUACUUAAUUAUUUAGGGUAUUAUUGUUAUUGUGCUUUAGACUCUACAGAUUACACAGACGUCUCUCCCUAUGGACAGUUUAAAGGGCCAGCUUAUCCAAAUGACCAAAGCUCUAUAUACCACAUGCUGUUGGGCUUCAAAUGUAUGCAUUAGUCCUCUCCACAGUCCAGUGUAUGUAUGUAUGCCAUUGUUGUACUGCUCAAGUUCACGCAAUUUUUGGAGAGUAUUUGACAGUUUUUGUUCCAGACUGUGAUACAACAGUAACAUUUCAAUGGAAGCAAGUAGAGUAAUCUACAAACCCAUCAGGGUAGGUGAGUUUUUGUUUUUACUGCAUUUUAACAGUUUAAAGUAUUUGAUGUAGUUUUCAAAGCUGACUGAGAAUCAGGUUAAGUAACAAUGAGUAACUUCUUAUUUCCUUGACAGAUGUUGUUCAUUUACGACACAGCUGUGAAAAUCUGUUGGUAUCUUCCCGACUAGAAAACUCCCAAGACUUGUAAUAAUUUGGAGAUGUUUUUCAUUAUGUUCACAUAAUAUCUGCACUGUAGAUGUGUUUUCUGUUCCAGGUGUGGGCAGUGAAUGUCAUUAAUAAAAUGAGGGACAUAGAG
Molecule: messenger RNA, 2942 nt
Organism: Oreochromis aureus
Lineage: Eukaryota; Metazoa; Chordata; Actinopteri; Cichliformes; Cichlidae
Gene: idi1
Product: isopentenyl-diphosphate delta isomerase 1
Exons: 7
Coding region: 105-971 (288 amino acids)
Biological process (GO): isoprenoid biosynthetic process; isopentenyl diphosphate biosynthetic process
Cellular component (GO): cytoplasm
Molecular function (GO): isopentenyl-diphosphate delta-isomerase activity
Source: RefSeq, a predicted model, not a curated record